UGACGAAUAAUCAACGCAUGCUCUUGUAUCCAUAAACUUAAAAAGCCAAUCGAAAGUAUUGGAUAAUGAAAAAGAAAAAAGAUGAUAAAGGAAUUUUCAUUACACACACACACCUACCCAAAUACUAAGUUUUUUAUAUAAACAGUAUCCAACUCUCUUCUUUACCCUCAAACCCAAACACAUAAAAAUGAGUCAACACAACAUCUUAGAAGCUCUAAAUGUCCGGGUCGUGGGUACGGGUGAUCGGAUCCUGUUUCUAGCCCAUGGAUUCGGUACUGACCAAUCAGCUUGGCACUUAAUCCUUCCUUACUUCACCCAAAACUACAGAGUCGUCCUCUAUGACCUAGUUUGCGCCGGCAGUGUCAAUCCCGAUUACUUCGAUUUCAAUCGUUACACAACUCUCGAUCCUUACGUCGAUGAUCUUCUCAACAUCGUUGAUUCACUCGGAAUCCAAAACUGUGCUUACGUUGGUCACUCUGUUUCCGCUAUGAUCGGAAUCAUAGCUUCGAUUCGUCGGCCGGAGCUUUUCUCGAAGCUUAUCUUGAUCGGAUUUUCACCUAGGUUUCUCAACGACGAGGAUUAUCACGGAGGAUUCGAAGAAGGUGAAAUCGAGAAGGUUUUCUCAGCUAUGGAAGCUAAUUACGAAGCUUGGGUUCAUGGAUUUGCUCCGCUUGCUGUUGGAGCUGAUGUUCCGGCGGCUGUUAGAGAAUUUAGCCGGACUUUGUUUAAUAUGCGUCCGGAUAUUUCUCUGUUUGUUUCGAGGACGGUGUUCAACAGCGAUCUGAGAGGUGUGCUUGGGUUCGUUAGAGUUCCGACGUGUGUAAUUCAGACGGCGAAGGAUGUUUCGGUGCCGGCUUCGGUGGCGGAGUAUCUUAGGUCUCAUCUUGGUGGAGAUACGACUGUGGAGACGCUUAAAACUGAAGGACAUUUGCCGCAUCUUAGUGCUCCGGCGCAGCUUGCUCAGUUUCUCCGGCGAGCUCUUCCUCGGUGACUCUUUUUUUUUUUUUUAAUAAAGAGAAAAUAAAAUAAAAAUAAACAAUUGGAGGAAUAUGGGAUUAGUGGGGUCCACGUAGCGAAGAAAAGAAGGGCCUCUAUUUGUGGAGGACAGUUUGGCAUUGUCACAAAUCUAGUAAUAAGAUAAGAUUGUUCACAUGACACGUGACUAUCGCAUUUAUAUAUCACUACUUCACUUUCUCUUGCUCUCUUGAUUAGUUUAAUUAAUCACAAGUUUAUUUUAAA
Messenger RNA from Arabidopsis lyrata subsp. lyrata, 1239 nucleotides. RefSeq names its product strigolactone esterase D14. Bases 188 to 991 code for a protein of 267 amino acids. The transcript has a single exon. The record is from RefSeq and is a predicted model, not a curated record. NCBI's taxonomy places the organism in Eukaryota, Viridiplantae, Streptophyta, Magnoliopsida, Brassicales, Brassicaceae.